Molecule: messenger RNA, 237 nt
Organism: Meriones unguiculatus (Mongolian gerbil)
Lineage: Eukaryota; Metazoa; Chordata; Mammalia; Rodentia; Muridae
Product: mitotic-spindle organizing protein 1-like
Exons: 1
Coding region: 1-237 (78 amino acids)
Biological process (GO): microtubule nucleation by interphase microtubule organizing center; mitotic spindle assembly; gamma-tubulin complex localization
Cellular component (GO): spindle; gamma-tubulin ring complex; interphase microtubule organizing center
Source: RefSeq, a predicted model, not a curated record
AUGGCAAGCGGCAGCAGUACCCGAGCUGCAGCCUUCACCAACCUGAACACGGUGAGGGAGACCAUGGAAGUUCUGCUUGAGAUUUCAAGGAUUUUGAAUACCAGUUUAGAUAUGGCAAUGCUGUGUAUUUGUGUACAGCUUUGUGAACAAGGAAUCCACCAAGAAGCCUUAUCAUCUGUCAUUCAGGAGCUCCGCAAGGGUACUGAAGCACUGAAGGCUGCUGAAAAUACAAGCUGA